Alternaria arborescens is the source of this 1827-nucleotide messenger RNA. Its product is annotated as Phosphoenolpyruvate carboxykinase [ATP]. The record is from RefSeq and is a predicted model, not a curated record. Lineage: Eukaryota; Fungi; Ascomycota; Dothideomycetes; Pleosporales; Pleosporaceae. Gene Ontology annotation, cellular component: cytosol. Bases 1 to 1827 code for a protein of 608 amino acids. Gene Ontology annotation, molecular function: phosphoenolpyruvate carboxykinase (ATP) activity; ATP binding. The transcript has 7 exons. Gene Ontology annotation, biological process: gluconeogenesis.
AUGGCUUCGAAUGGUAUUAAAGCUACCGAGGACCCCGUCAUUCGAACAGCAAGCCCAGCUCCUUUGGCCCAAGACUUUGCCCGUCAACAGGUGUCAAAACAACAGCGUUCCAAUUUCCACUCGUCUUCCAUCUCUCCACUCAUAUCCAACACCAUGGUUUCUCAAACCGUCAACAAGACCAACCUCCAUCCUUCCGGCGUUGCGCCGAACAAGGAGCACACGGAGAUUGAAGAAGCUCUCCACGACAAGGCACACAUCGACUAUGACCGUGUAGCCAUUAUCGCCAACCCUUCAGUCGCUGCCCUCUAUGAAGAUGCGCUCGUAUAUGAGACUGGUUCAGCCAUCACAGCUUCAGGCGCCCUCUCAGCAUACUCAGGAGCAAAGACUGGCCGCUCACCCUCGGAUAAGCGCAUCGUCGAGGAAGACACGUCAAAAGACGAUGUCUGGUGGGGCCCAGUCAACAAGCCGAUGAAGACCGACGUCUGGCGUAUCAACCGUGAGCGUGCUAUCGACUACCUUAACACCAGGAACCGCAUCUACGUCGUCGAUGGCUUUGCCGGCUGGGAUGAGCGCUACAGGAUACGCGUACGAGUCGUCUGCGCUCGUGCCUACCAUGCUCUCUUCAUGCGCAACAUGUUGAUCCGUCCUUCAAGAGAAGAACUGGAACACUUCGAGCCUGACUACACCAUCUACAAUGCUGGUGCUUUCCCUGCCAACAGGUACACGAGUGGUAUGACUUCGUCAACAUCCGUUGCCCUUAACUUUGCCGACAAGGAGAUGGUUAUCCUCGGUACCGAAUACGCUGGUGAGAUGAAGAAGGGUAUUUUCACUGUGCUCUACUACGAGAUGCCCGUCAAGCACAACGUCCUCACUCUGCAUUCGUCAGCGAACGAGGGUAUCGAGAAAAAGGAUGUUACUGUUUUCUUCGGUCUUUCCGGAACUGGCAAGACCACUUUGUCUGCCGACCCCAAGCGUGCCUUGAUCGGUGACGACGAGCACUGCUGGAGUGACACUGGUGUCUUCAACAUUGAGGGCGGCUGCUACGCCAAGUGCAUUGGUCUCUCUGCCGAGAAGGAGCCAGACAUUUACGGCGCUAUCCGCUUCGGAUCCAUCCUCGAGAACGUCGUUUUUGACCCUACAACCCGUGUUGUUGAUUACGACGAUGACACCCUGACCGAGAACACUCGCUGCGCCUACCCCAUCGAGUACAUUGAGAACACCAAGAUCCCCUGCAUCUCAGACGGCCACCCCAAGAACAUUGUCCUCCUUACCUGCGACGCUCGCGGUGUCCUUCCUCCUAUCUCCAAGCUCAGCCCCGAGCAAACCAUGUACCAUUUUAUCUCUGGUUACACCUCCAAGAUGGCCGGUACCGAGCAGGGUAUCACCGAGCCCCAAGCCACCUUCUCCUCUUGCUUCGCUCAACCCUUCCUCGCCCUGCACCCAAUGCGCUACGCCAAGAUGCUUGCGGAGAAGAUUCAGCAACACGGCGCCAACGCCUGGCUUCUCAACACCGGCUGGGUCGGUGCCGGUGCCACCACAGGCGGCAAGCGUUGCCCUCUCAAGUACACCCGUGCUAUCCUCGACGCCAUUCACUCCGGCGAGCUCGCCAACGUCGAAUACGAAACCUACGAAACCUUCGGUCUCUCCGUCCCCAAGACCUGCCCCAACGUCCCUGAUGAGCUGCUCAACCCCGCCAAGUCAUGGAACGGUACCGCCGACUUCAAGGGCGAAGUCGAGAAGCUCGGCAAGCUCUUUAUGGAGAACUUCAAGAAGUACGAAGACCAGGCCACCAAGGAGGUUAUCGAGAGUGGUCCACACACUGACUAG